This is a messenger RNA of Humulus lupulus (European hop), 1392 nucleotides long. RefSeq lists its product as uncharacterized. Lineage: Eukaryota; Viridiplantae; Streptophyta; Magnoliopsida; Rosales; Cannabaceae. The coding region runs from base 1 to 1392 and encodes 463 amino acids. The record is from RefSeq and is a predicted model, not a curated record. Gene Ontology annotation, biological process: DNA integration. Gene Ontology annotation, molecular function: nucleic acid binding. The transcript has 3 exons.
AUGUUUCUUUCAUUUUUCUGUUAUGGUAUCAAAGAACAACUCAAAGCUUCUUCAAUGGCUCGAACUAGAAAAUCCUCUACCUUCAUUCGAGACCCACCUGAAGCUCCGAUGAACAAUGAUCAUCGUCCUCCUCCACCUGAAGAUCCACCUGCGCCGACUGUGCACAACAAUGGUGGCCAAACCUCUGCCUCCAAUCGCUUUGCUCCUCUGGAAACACAGGAUCGAGCCACCCAUGAAGAUGCCAGAAAUCCAUAUUUCUUGGGUAAUGGAGAUCAUCUUGGAAUCAUCCUUGACUCACCUCCUCUCACAGACAAAAUUUUUCAACAAUGGCGCUGGGAUUUCAUGUUAUCAAUUUGGGCCAAGAACAAGAAAGGUUUCCUCAAUGGAAAACUCCCUCAACCACAUCCCUCAGAUCCAAACUACAAUGCUUGGCACCAAUGUGAUCAAAUGAUCAUGUCUUGGAUUAUCCAUUUGGUGUCUCCUGACAUUAAAAGUAGCAUCAUGUUCUUAGACUCAGCUGCUGCCAUGUGGGAACAACUGAACAAUCGGUUCAAUCAAGGGAAUGGGCCUCGCAUUUUUGAGCUUCGGCAAACCCUGAUUCGUCUCCAUCAAGGUGAUGAUUUUGUUUUGCAAUUUCUUACUGGCCUUAAUGAAUCUUAUCAUGCUGUUAUUGAUCCUUUUCCCUCAUUAUCCAAAGGUUUCUCCAUGAUUGUUCAAGAGGAGAGACAAAGAAAUCUUGGUCCUUCCAAUAAUCCUAAUUUGGUUGCUGCCUCAACAAAUACUCAGCUUCCAAAUCUCACUCCCAAUUUUCUUGCUGCCUCUACCACUACUCAAAUUGCAUUACACCUGAACAAGAUGAUUGGGAUUGCUGAAAGAAUUGGUCAUCUAUACUUUCUGCAAAAAAAUCCUCAUUUUUUGCAUUCUUGUUCUUCUGUACAAUCUCAAAACUCAUGUAAAGAUGUUCAUAAAUGGCAUACUCGCCUUGGACAUCCUUCAUUACUUGUUACAAAUUCUCUCAAUAAAGAUUUGAACUUUUUGCCUUCUACUUUUUCUGCUCGUUGCAAUAUAUGUCACCUAGCUAAACAAAAAAAACUACCAUUUAUAUCUCAAAAUAACAUAGCCCCUGUUGCUUUUGAUCUUGUUCAUAUGGAUAUAUGGGGUCCUUUUCAUACUAUUAGCAUAGAAGGAUUUAGAUUCUUUCUCACUAUUGUUGAUGACCAUACAAGAUUCACAUGGGUUUAUAUGUUAAAAUCUAAAUCUGAUGUACAAUUUCUUAUUCCACAAUUUUUUUCUUACAUUUCUACACAUUUUUCUGCCACUAUAAAGGCACUUAGAUGUGAUAAUGCAAAAGAGUUAAAUAUGACUUCCUUUUAUGCUAAAGGCAUUCAAUGA